Molecule: messenger RNA, 797 nt
Organism: Hermetia illucens (black soldier fly)
Lineage: Eukaryota; Metazoa; Arthropoda; Insecta; Diptera; Stratiomyidae
Product: RING-H2 finger protein ATL29-like
Exons: 2
Coding region: 137-700 (187 amino acids)
Biological process (GO): positive regulation of transcription by RNA polymerase II
Molecular function (GO): transcription factor binding
Source: RefSeq, a predicted model, not a curated record
UUAUAAAUUAGCACAAAGUUUCCGAAAAAAGAACAGCAAAAGGUUGGGUAAGGGGUUGAUUUACUCCAAAGCUCCGUGGCUCUGUAGUUUUUGAUCGCGGGCGGCUGGUGCGAAUUCGACGGCAAAACCAACAUGAAUGAUGAAAGUUAUCUCUUUUAACAUGAAUAUGGCGUAUAUAAUGGCACAAAUGCCACAAACAGGUAAUUUAGAUUCCAGGGGAUUAGUAAUUCCACAAGCUCCGGACUUAUCACGCAGGACUGAAAUUCGACAGCAAACGCAUCGAAGUCGGCGACGUUUAGGUUAUCGGAACCACUACAAUUCGAUGUUAAAUGAUUUACUGUUCGAAGUACUAAGCUAUAAUCAAGCUGGCUCCAGACACGAUUCAUCUAACAGUCGAAUGGGGAAUCCCCUACCGUCUCCACAAGUGGCUCAAGCAAACCCGACUGCUCAAGUAAAUGAAACGACUUCAACCUUUAGCGAUCUCAACGUUAUAAGAACAAGUUCGAGCACCGCGAUUAGACGAACUGAUCUGAAUAUGAAGUGUUCCAUAUGUUUGGAUUCUUACUUGGAACCCACCUCAACCUUAUGUGGUCACGUUUUCUGUAAAGAGUGUAUAAAUGCAUCAAUCGCCUGUCACCAGAAAUGUCCUUUAUGCAAUACAGAAUUAAUGUAUCAAUCAGUACAUGCUUUGUAUAUUUAAACAUAUGUAUCGGAUACUUGUAUAGAAUGUCUUUUUUGAAAAUUUAAGCCAAAAAUCAAUAUUUUAGUCUGUUUUGUGUCUUUAGACUGUAAAAAAA